AAAACGACUCGAAAAUCGAGGGGAGGGGUGAGAGCCAAGCAGAGGUAACUCGCCGGGUCUGUGGCAAGCUAAUCUAAACGAAGCCUUAAACGGCCCGUCAAACGAAUUAAAAGGCAGUCGAGUACAGCAAUUUUAGACGAACAAGAGGACGCAUUCAUUGACGUUAACGACAGGGCAAAGAUGGACAACCGAAACACCCCUGAAGAGAAACCGGUCCAACGCUCUAAAUCCUUCAGCUUCAAGACUCAAAAGGAGGUAUGCUCGUCCUGUGACAAGACGGUCUACCCCAUGGAGAGACUGGUUGCCAACAACCUCAUCUUCCACAACACCUGCUUCUGCUGCAAGCACUGCAACACCAAACUCAGCCUUGGCACUUACGCGGCCCUACAGGGUGAAUUCUACUGCAAGCCUCACUUCCAGCAGCUUUUCAAAAGCAAAGGCAACUACGACGAGGGCUUUGGCCGCAAACAGCACAAGGAGCUGUGGGCCUCAAAGGAGGCGGAGAAAAUACCCAAGACUGCAUAACCCCGUCUGCCUGCGUCGUCCUUACCAUCCGGUCUCUCUCCCCUCGCCCAUCUCACCCAUCUUCCUCUAUCCAACUUCACCCCGCCAUUUUGAACAAACGCACAUCAUAUGGCACACCAUGAAAAAUGAACACACACACACACAGACACCCACUAAAUGAUGCGACCUGCUUGAAACAGCAGAUGGUGAGGUGUUUUAAUCUUCAAGAUUCUAGAUUUCAAUUGAGCGCAUAUUAUUAUCUUUCAAUCAUUUUAUUUUCCAUUUCCUCCAGGGAAAUGUUUGUUGAUGGUGACCAAACACCUUCUCCACCAGCCAGUGUUACAUUUCUGCUGGAAGUGGGAAGUGAAAUCUUAAAUGUUUCUUUUUUUCCCAAAAAAUAUUUUUUAUUUAAAUUCUUUUUUUCUGACCAGUUGCACCCUUCUUGCUUAGAGUCGUAAGGAAAUGGUAUGCUCAGGAGAACUCGUUGUUAAAUGUGAAGUUCUAGAUCAGUAGGCCUACCUCUGUACAGUAGCGGAGCAUACAUUCACGGCCAACCUUCUAAGGGGGUUUAUUUGACUCUUCUACUUCCUGUAUUUUUCCGAUUGUUACUUAAAAAUGGAUCCACCGUGUAUUGACUGAACAGUUCGCUAGUGGCCAUGUUGUUAGUUGAUCAGGGUUUUUGAAAUCUGAGAAACAAACCUGGAACACAGUACUGUAUAUAUAACAAUCACACAUAAUGGCAAACACCUGCCUGUCCUCUCACACACCCAUUUAAUUUUAUAUUUUGUAAAAAUAUUUUGUUUUCGUUCCUGUGAUCUGAAUGGGCUGGCUGGUGUGAUGCGCAUGUUAGUUGUUUUGAGUCUCAGACUCGCCUUGUUACUGUACUAACCUCUCGUUUUGAAUUUGUUUAAAUGUGCUUCAUUGACUCAUAUCACUCUUUGUGUAUAUGCUGAGUCUGACUGAUGUCAUGCUGAAAGCUACUUUUACCAGAGCUAUAUGGCUGGAAUAUUAAUGGGUUUUAAAUGUCCUAUUUUGGGUAUGAGAAGUAUCUCAUAGGUUUAUCUGUACAUAUAGGUGUAGUUUGUACUUAGUGAACAUAUCACACUAUAAUGUACUCUUGUCUUGCGCAUAUGACCAAGCAUGACGACCAGGCAAGACGUUUUUACAAGGAACAGCUUCACAGGAAACCCAACCGUCACUCAAUUUAGUGCUACUUUCAGCCCAUACAGUUAUAUCAUGUUAGGCUGUGUUUUGCUCUGCCUGUGUGUAAACCAACCUCGACUUCAAAUACCGUCUUACAUCGUUCAACAUAAUCUUCCUUCGUAGAAACGUAAAGUUCGUGUCACUUUCACUAACAUGAGCAUUUUUUUUCUUUUUUGGGUCAGUACUUACCUGGGCCCUCUAUGUCUCGAGUGUUUAGCUGUGUAGAAGCACCGGAGCCUGUUCUUUCAGGGCUGGCGAAGACCAAGGCCUUUUAGAGUUUGAAGAGCAGAGUUUAGAACAGUGUACCCUGAACCUCUGCAUGGAGCUCCCCCUACUGGUAGAAGCGGGGAAGUGAUUGGCCAUUCGACCAGGAGGCCCUUAAGCAGCAGUUGGUUUAGCGGUAGUUCUUUGGACAUUUUGAUUAUGUGAGGAGACCUAGCCAAAAGUGCAAACUUAAGCAGACCACAGUUGGUAAUUAAUAUCAUUCGUUCUUAUUAUUUUCCAAGAAUUAAAACAACUCAAUUUCAUAAAAUUAAAACGUAUCAAGUGUCACUUGACUGACACUUGAAUGACACAAAAUAUAUUUUGUGGCUGAAAGUUUACUGUGAAUGAAACAUGCUGUGCAGAAGAGACAAUAAACUGAGGAAGAGGAAUACAUAACUUUUGUAAAAAAAGAAAGAAAAAGCCUUAGAAAUGAGUAACGACCAUAUUUGUUUUCCAAACAACUUUAAUUCAGUGCACUUUGUGCAGAACUACCACCACCUUCUACAUUCUCAAACUUCUAUCUUCUCACUUGUCAAAUAAAAAUGCUUAUGCUUGCUUUCUACAGUUAAAGCAGUGGGCAUUGGUGGUCACUUAAUUCUGCCUGCAUUUACCCACUUUCCAAAGCCCCUUACUGAAUUCACCAUAUUUGAACCAAUUUAGGUUUUCUAUUUGUCUUUCUCAUCUGAGUUCAUGCCUGUCCUCGGUUGUCGUUGGUAACCAAGAACACAAAGACACUGUGUCCAUAAUCACCUGUUCUGUACGAGCAGUACGCCAAGCUACAAACGCAUCAUCUGUGAAUUAACUUUUGUUUUGUAAGAGACACGGAAAGAGGAACGAGAACUGUGUUCCUGUGUUCUACAAGUCAUCUAGUGUGCUAAAUUUAACGUAACUUCGUUUUGACUUUUCAAUUCAAGAGUCACUGUUGUCCAUAAUUGAUACGAGAUUUAAAUGUCUGCAUCUUAUUGAAAAUGUAUUCGAUAUAAACUUGACCUGUGGAAUGAGGUGGCCUUGCAGCAGAAGGUGUGCUGUCGCCUCUCUUUCAUUACUUCAGGAUGUAGUAUGUUGUGCUGGUAGAAGAAUAUGAUCAUAAAAUGUGAACCCUGCUACACACACGCACACACACACACAAUCAGAUGUAUAAUGUCUGUUCAUUUUCUUUCCAUAGUUUUUUAUUUUAAUUUUUUUACAUGCUUUUUGGAGAAAAAUAAAUAAAGAUGCUGGUGUUGACUCAGA
Molecule: messenger RNA, 3204 nt
Organism: Hypomesus transpacificus
Lineage: Eukaryota; Metazoa; Chordata; Actinopteri; Osmeriformes; Osmeridae
Gene: limd2
Product: LIM domain containing 2
Exons: 4
Coding region: 181-525 (114 amino acids)
Biological process (GO): actin filament bundle assembly
Cellular component (GO): plasma membrane; actin cytoskeleton
Molecular function (GO): actin filament binding
Source: RefSeq, a predicted model, not a curated record